This is a messenger RNA of Thyridium curvatum, 318 nucleotides long. RefSeq lists its product as uncharacterized. The coding region runs from base 1 to 318 and encodes 105 amino acids. The transcript has a single exon. The record is from RefSeq and is a predicted model, not a curated record. Lineage: Eukaryota; Fungi; Ascomycota; Sordariomycetes; Thyridiales; Thyridiaceae.
AUGCAACCUCUGGGCAGAGCAGAACCGGCAUGCUUGCACGUUCUGGCUCUGGCUCUGGCUCUGGCUCUGGCUCUGGCUCUGGCUCUGGUUCUGGAACAUGGCAUUGCUCAACCUUCCCAAGAGGCAGAUUACCCAGACUGCGGAACCCACACCACCUCUGUCGGAGCGCCUUCCGGAUUCGACGACCACCGAUGCGUCCCAGAUGACCGCCCAAGCUCACGACGGCCCACGGCGCACGGCAUCACACGCACGAUCAGACACACCACGCUGCCCAUCCUCGUGAGACCCUCGCAGCAUGACGAGUCACGUAUUAAGUAG